This is a messenger RNA of Colius striatus (speckled mousebird), 2202 nucleotides long. Its product is annotated as myelin-oligodendrocyte glycoprotein-like. Gene Ontology annotation, cellular component: external side of plasma membrane. The transcript is spliced from 6 exons. Bases 149 to 688 code for a protein of 179 amino acids. NCBI's taxonomy places the organism in Eukaryota, Metazoa, Chordata, Aves, Coliiformes, Coliidae. The record is from RefSeq and is a predicted model, not a curated record. Gene Ontology annotation, biological process: immune response; cell surface receptor signaling pathway; negative regulation of T cell proliferation.
GGCACAGGCUCCUCACAGCAGCACGUUUGAAUCUCGGCAUAUUCAGACAGGAUACAGAGAAAUUCCAUAGAGAGACAAAAGUAGUGGCUGGAGCACCUGGUGAAGCUUGUGAUCAGGAGGGAUUCCUAACAGCUGGGAAAGCACAAAAAUGAAACGGGAGACUGUUUCCUGGAUGGCUGCCUGUUUACUGUUUGCAUCUCUAACCAGAGGUCAGCCAGACAAAACAUGCCAUGCGUUUGUUGGAGAAACUGUCAUUUUGCCUUGCACCACCACUUCUCCUGGAAAGCUGAUCCCUUCCAAUUCAAUGCUCUACUGGCAGGUAGACUCUGUCUUAGUGCAUUUUUCUCGCAAUGGGCAGGAUUCACUGGAGCGCCAGGACAAACAGUAUCGUGGCAGAACUAGUCUUUUCUGGGACCAGAUGAAGCAUGGAAACUUUUCCUUAAAGCUUUCCAAUGUCCAGUUGCUGGACACAGCUGUAUAUACUUGCAUCUACAAGCAGAAUGGGGCUCAUCCCACGCAGAAAUCUAAAAUUAAACUCACUGUUUCAGCUCCAUCUAGCAAUGAGGAGGUUCCUUCCCCUUCUGGAUACAGUCAGAUUUCUUCUAGUAGCCCUGCUGAUACACCGUGUCUCGCUAUGCUUCCCAUCUUUUUCCACCUCCUGGUCACACUGGGGGUUUGGCACCCAUAAGUGGAGAAGCCAAUUGUUCUUUUGGGAAAUUCCCCUCGCUAUAGGACCUCAUGGGGCAGAACAGCACUGUAGGGUUGCCGUGACAAUUGCUCCAGAGCCACGUGAAAGAAACAUCAAUGGCUGAAAACAGAUCUAAGCACUAAGUGUUUGUGUCCCGCAUCUUGGUGCUCCACAAAGGCAAAGGCAGCAAAACUCAGAGGUGGCAAGCCUGCUCUUUUGGUGUUUUCUUGGAGUCCAGUUUUAGUGCUGCUGGUAUGGACAUUUUAUUUUGGAUUCUGUGGGUUUGCCCUAAUGACAAGAAAAAAGACUCACCAAACUACAAGGUCAAGUUAUAAUUGACCCUAGUGAGGGUCUUUUGCCCAAGAUCUCAUCUGAUGUCCUUCAAGAGAACUGAAUGGAGGAGAUGGGAUAAUUACUGUGUCAGAUAAAAACUAGAAGUGGGAAGAUGCUUGCCUUUUGUGAAACAUAAGGAUGGAAACCUUAUGUGAAUCUUGAUCCUGUGGAACUUCAGCUUCUAUUUUUACACUUAAGUGUCAUGGGCUAUCAGUAAUGACAUCUUUUUUCCACAAGAAAUGUAGCAUUACUUCAGCAGAAGGGUGAAGCUGACUGCGAAAGAUUAUGGAAGUUCCCAAAACAUCAACACAGAGGAAGGAAGUGAUGUAUUAUUACAAAAUCCACUUCUAAAUAGGCCAAAAGUUUUAGAAGGCUGGGUUCAGUAUCUCCUCUUUUUGUCACGAAACACAGCAAGGUCAACGUGAUCAUCGUGCAAAAGCUGGAUUCUGAAGCUACAACUGUGCGAUAAGAAACUGUUUCUGUGACAAUGCUAUUUCUUUAAAGGAGAAAAAAAGAAUCAAAAACUGGUCACAAUUAUUUUAAUUGAUACCUAUGGAAAUGAAAGGGAUUUAGUUGUGGAAAUGUUCAAUUCAGGUAACAUAGAUGCUCUGCGUAAAAGUACAAUUGAAAGGAUCCUGUAUACCAACAAUAUGAGGAAAGUGCAGAAGUUUUGCCUGAGGCCAGAGCUGCUGCAGCUGCCCUCUCACAGAAGGGAGAAGCAUUGGGAGAACUGGUGAGCAGCAGUGGUGUUGACUGCAGCACGCUCCUCCAGCCUCAGCCCUCCUCCAGCUGAGGGAAGUGACUCACCAGGACACACACCAAGUCAUUUUUAUUUGGAAUGCUCCCACCCUCUUUCCAACAGAAAGGCAGGACUAUUUUUGCAAGGAAAUGGGAAAAAAUAAAUAAAAAAGAAUUUCCAAGUGGUAUCCAUUGAGGUAAAGGAGGGAGUUACCUUUGGUUUUCUAAACAAGGAGCCCUUUCCUCAUGGUGGGGAAGAGAAGCAAAAUCCCAUGCACAGCCUGUGCUGCUGCUGCUGCAGUGAAGCUCAGUUAGUACUUGGGCUACCCAGUGAACAGAGUAGCUUAGCGUCACAGCUGAGGGUCCUGCUUCACUGAAAGACAUGAAUAGAAGAAUUGUACAUACUGUCAUUGCUGCUUUUUUGUGUCCCACUUUCCACAUUU